UUGCUUUCGAGCUGCACAAGGCGACGGUUUAAGUUUUUGGCGCUUACUGGGUGAAAAACGAGAAAGAGAGAGAGAGAGAGACUGUCUCUGCAGAGAGCCCCAAAGAGAGCGAAAAGUGAAAGACCGAGAAACCAGCGAAGAAUUCUUCGUGCGCGCUCGCCGACUUCAAAUAACUUCAGUCGCCCUGCAGAAUUCCCAGCGAUCGGUUCAUGCAGCGGAUUAUCGCGCGUCGCGAACCAUUAAAAAUAUUUUUACUUUAAAAAAUAUAUUAUAUUUUUUUCAAGUUCGGUGCUCUCGUGCAGUGUGAUCUUUUUUUUUUUUUUUGGUUUAUCAAAUAUCAAGUAUCGAGUAUCGAACCCCCCACUUCCUGGCAUGUCGUUCAAACAAUCCGAAACUCGUGCCCAGUGCUAAAAUCCCAAGGAAGUUCACAAGUGUGCCAAAACAAAUUGCAAAGUCCAGCGAAAACCCCCAAGAAACCAAUAUAAUAAACCACAAAUAAAUAAGAAAAUCAAAUAGAAUAAAAACACAAACUUAAAUAAACGGACGGACAGCAGGUGUGAGCGAGAGAGCAACAAUGCACCGCACGCAGCCGUCGCUGCCUCUGCCGCUGCCUCUGCUGGCGUUGGCGUUGGCGUCGGCGCUGGCUUUUGCGCAGGCGCAGAAUAUAGAUGCCGGCAGUUGCAGCUUCCCGGGAUCGCCGGCCCACAGCAGCGUGGUCUUCUCGAAUGCGAAUCUCACCCAGGGCACGGUGGCCUCCUACAGCUGCGAGCGCGGCUUCGAGCUCCUGGGACCGGCGAGACGCGUCUGCGACAAGGGGCAGUGGGUGCCCGAGGGCAUUCCGUUCUGCGUCUUAAAUGUGGCCGCUGGCAAGGCGCCCAUGCAGAUUUCCACCGAUGGCGCCGGUGCUCCGCAAAAGGCCAUCGACGGCUCCACGUCCGCCUUCUUCACCCCGGAGACCUGCUCCCUGACGAAGGCGGAGCGAUCGCCCUGGUGGUAUGUCAACCUCCUGGAGCCCUACAUGGUCCAACUGGUGCGUCUGGACUUUGGCAAAUCCUGCUGCGGCAACAAGCCGGCCACCAUUGUGGUGCGGGUGGGCAACAACCGUCCGGAUUUGGGCACGAAUCCGAUCUGCAAUCGCUUCACGGGCCUCCUGGAGGCCGGGCAGCCGCUCUUCCUGCCCUGCAAUCCGCCGAUGCCCGGUGCCUUCGUGAGCGUCCACCUGGAGAACAGCACGCCGAAUCCGCUGUCCAUCUGCGAGGCGUUCGUCUACACGGACCAGGCGCUGCCCAUCGAGCGGUGUCCCACGUUCAGGGAUCAGCCGCCGGGAGCGCUGGCCUCGUACAACGGCAAGUGCUACAUCUUCUACAACCGCCAGCCGCUGAACUUCCUGGACGCCCUGUCCUUCUGCCGUUCCCGCGGUGGCACGCUGAUCAGCGAGAGCAAUCCGGCGCUGCAGGGCUUCAUCAGCUGGGAGCUGUGGCGGCGCCACCGCAGCGACGUCAGCUCGCAGUACUGGAUGGGGGCGGUGCGCGACGGCAGCGAUCGCAGCAGCUGGAAAUGGGUCAACGGCGACGAGCUGACCGUCUCCUUCUGGAGUCAUCCGGGUGGCGAUGAGGAUUGCGCUCGGUUUGAUGGAUCCAAGGGAUGGCUGUGGAGCGACACCAACUGCAACACGCUGCUGAACUUCAUCUGCCAGCACCAGCCGAAGACCUGCGGCCGCCCCGAGCAGCCGCCCAAUUCCACGAUGGUGGCCCUGAAUGGAUUCGAGGUGGGCGCCCAGAUCAAGUACAGCUGCGAUGCCAACCACCUGCUGGUGGGUCCUGCCACGAGGACCUGUCUGGAGACGGGAUUCUACAACGAGUUUCCGCCGGUCUGCAAGUAUAUCGAAUGUGGUCUUCCGGCCAGCAUUGCCCAUGGAUCCUAUGGCCUGCUGAACAAUACCGUGGGCUACCUGAGCCUGGUGAAGUACUCCUGCGAGGAGGGCUACGAGAUGAUAGGACGCGCCCUGCUCACCUGCGAUUUCGAUGAGCGCUGGAACGGACCGCCGCCGCGCUGCGAGAUUGUGGAGUGCGACACACUGCCUGGAAAUUACUACAGCACCAUUAUCCAUGCUCCGAAUGGCACGUACUAUGGCUCCAAGGCGGAGAUCAGUUGUCCGCCCGGAUAUCGCAUGGAGGGACCUCGGGUGCUCAGCUGCUUGGCCAGCGGCCAGUGGAGCAGCGCCCUGCCGCGUUGCAUCAAGCUGGAGCCCUCCACGCAGCCCACGGCCGCCUCCACCAUUCCGGUGCCCUCGUCGGUGGCCACGCCGCCGCCCUUCCGGCCCAAGGUCGUCAGCUCGACCACCAACCGCACCCCCUACCGCCCACCGGUGGUCUCCACCGCCAGCAGCGGCAUCAGCGGCAGCUCCACCAGCACAGUGGGCACUUAUCCCAGUCUCAGUCCCACGCAGGUGGAGAUCAACGGCGAAUCUGAAUCCGAGGAGGAGAUCAAUGUGCCGCCAGUGCCCGGAACCGUUCGCGAGGAGUUCCCGCCCCGCCGCACCGUCCGUCCAGUGCUCAUCCCGAAGAAGCCGAGCAGCACGCCGGCGGCCCUGCCACCCACCACCACCCACCAGGUGCCGCAGCCACCCUCCACCUACGCACCCACACCGCCGCGCAGCUCGCGGCCCAGCGGGGCACCCAACCAGGUGGAGACCACCACCCGGAACACGCAGCAGAUCAUCGCCAACUCGCAUCCGCAGGACAACGAGAUCCCCGACAGCGUCAACAUCCAGCAGAACCAGUCGCCCAAUGUCAACGUGCCAUUCGCCGUCGACAAUCCCGACCGCAAGGAGACCAAGGAGGCCAAGCUCAAUCUGGGCGCCAUCGUGGCUCUGGGCGCUUUUGGUGGCUUCGUCUUCCUGGCCGCCGUCAUCACCACGAUCGUGAUCCUCGUGCGAAGCACCCCGAACAGCCAACGGCGGCACCUAGCCAAACACUUAACCGCUUACCAACAUCAUCAUGCUCAUCAUCACCACCACCAGCAGAUCCAUCAGUUGCAGCACCUCCAGAAGUACCUCCCACAGCAGCAGUUCCAGAAGUACCACCCACAGCAGCAGUACGAACAACCGCAAGCGAAGAAGUCGCAGGGAAUCGCAGGGAUCGGGAUCGGCUUCGGGAUUUCGGGAACGGGAUCGAGAUCGAGAUCGAGAUCGGGAAUACCGAGGCCCAGUCGAUUGCCCAGCUAUGCCACGGCGACGGCCACCAGUGCCACCAGCUAUGCCUCCACCGCCCAACUGACGGGAGGUUCGAGUGGCGAUAGAGAAAGAGACGGGGGUAUGGAUCGCGAGAGAGAUGGCAAUAGGGAUCAUCCAUCCCUGUGGUACAGCGUUCUCGCUCUGCCCUUCGACGAUCAGAAGCUGGGACGUCGCGAGUUCAGCAGCUAUGGGCGUGGCUAUCGCGCCCGCGCCGGACUCUUCAGCAGCUCCCAUAUAAAUCGAACCACGCAACACUAUCGCCAUCGCGCCUCGCCCGACUGCAACACAGUGGCCAGCUUCGAUAGCUCCACCUCGGGAUCCCGAAAUGGACUCAACAGGUACUACCGCCAAGCCUGGGAGAACCUGCACGAGUCCGCCUCGAAGAACAGCUCGCACAACGCCCUGCGCCGCAAGGAGACCCUCGAUCCGCCCAGUAUGACCCGAUCCCGUGACAAUCUGCGCGACAAUAUGCAGCGCUCCCGCGAAAAUCUUGAUAGAUGCGGCAGGGACAACUAUGGCAUGCGGGAUGACUCCGAAAUGGUGGUCUCCUCGGUGGUGUCCGAUGUGUGCCUGAAGGGCGAGAAGAAGCGCCACCACCACCAUCACCACAAGAGCAGCUCCCGCAACGGCGACUACCGCGAUCGGGAUCAGUCCUCCGGCAGGCGAGAGCACCACCGACACAGCGGAGGCGGAGGAGGCGGAGGCGGCGGUGGCGGCCACUAUUGACCAACCAUGGUCAUCACCAUCAACUUGGAGCGGCAGUAGCCAAACGAACGAGUAGUCGAGUAGGCCAGCAGUCGGCGUAGAAAUCGGAUUCGGAUUUGGAUUUGAAUUUGAAUUUAAGUUAGGAUUCAGAUUCUGGAAAUCGCAAUCUGAGUGCUGCAAAGCGAGCGCAACAACGAAACGUUUUUUGUUUAAUUUUAGCAACAGUUUUUUUUCGCGCUUUAGUUAUGUAAGCCAGUUGAUAUCGAGAUCGAGAAAAAAAAGAGGGUUCGGCCAAUGUGGAGGAGACUUUUCUGUUCAUAGUGAAAAAACCAGAUGUUAAACAAGCAGCGCAAGAGAUCCUUUAACUUGCAAGUCAAUACUUAGCUAUAUACUCGUAUGCGAUGUUUAUUCGGGGCGCAAGACGGAGGACUCUGGAGAUUUAGGAACCAUAGAUUAUAUCUAGAGAUAAUUCUCAAGUUAUAC
Messenger RNA from Drosophila takahashii, 4423 nucleotides. RefSeq lists its product as uncharacterized. Lineage: Eukaryota; Metazoa; Arthropoda; Insecta; Diptera; Drosophilidae. The record is from RefSeq and is a predicted model, not a curated record.